GGUAACUUCACAAUCCUUUAAUCCCGCUCAUCGGAUUUCAUAAUCUUGUGAGCCCGACGUUCAUUUUCUUUCCCUGCAGUGCUUCUCCUGCCUGCGUGUCCGCCCUCCAGACGUCGAGUUUUUUCCCAGGGCGGUUCUGGGCAGCGAUUGGAUCCGAGGACCCCCAUUGCUGACUUCGCCCCACGCCUCGAGUCGCCUCCCAAGGCGCUCUUCUGAGGGAAAAGCCGCCUUGCGGAGCCCGCGGGAGCGAAAAAAGGACGGUGCCGAUUUUUUCCCGCUCCUCCGGAAAAGCCGUCGGGGAAGGUUGUCCUGUGGAUGUUCUGCGAGGGUCGGCGCAGCAAUUUAAAGGCCGGCCGUCCUGCGGGUGCCUCCUUCCUUCCUUCCUACGUAGCUCCUCCGGCCGCCCGCCCGGCCGCCCGCUCGCUGGCAGGAUGGUGGACUUGUUCAGCGGGCGGAUCCUCGUGAACCUGGAGGGCAGCCCCGUGGACCCAGAGCAAGCUUUGGAGAACAAAAUCGUGGGCUUGUACUUUUCGGCCGCCUGGUGCUCCCUCUGCAGGGACUUCACCCCCACUCUGUGCGAUUUCUACAGCGAACUGGUGGAGGUCGUCCCUCAUCCGGCCCCUUUCCAGAUCGUGUUCAUCUCGUCCGACCGCAGCCGCGAAGAAAUGGCAAGCUAUAUGUACAAGAUGCACCCGGGCUGGCUGGCCUUGCCCUUCCAGGACCCCUUUAAGCAUGAACUGAAGAAGAAAUACAACAUAACAGCCAUUCCCAAACUUGUGAUUGUUAAACAAACUGGAGAAGUCAUUACUGAUAAAGGGAGAAAACAGAUUCGUGAGAGAGGGCUCAACUGCUUCCAAAACUGGCUUGAAGUGGCUGAUGUCUUUCAGAAUUUUUGUAGCUGAACCAAAAUAGUAUUUGCAGACUUAAACAAAACAAAAUCUUUGCUACACUGUUUUUAUCUGCAACAAGCCUAAAAGGGGGGAAAUUACAUUCUCCUUUUUUAAUGUUGAUUUGCUUAUUUUUGAAUUCUACAUGGCUGAAAUAAUUAAACAUAUUUGAGCCUUUCAUAAAUUCUCCUUUCUAUAUUGUUGCUAUUUAUAUUUUUAUUACAUAGAAGAUAACAAAAGUAGUCUUAAU
This is a messenger RNA of Python bivittatus (Burmese python), 1137 nucleotides long. RefSeq names its product nucleoredoxin like 2 (gene NXNL2). Gene Ontology annotation, biological process: visual perception; photoreceptor cell maintenance; sensory perception of smell. The record is from RefSeq and is a predicted model, not a curated record. NCBI's taxonomy places the organism in Eukaryota, Metazoa, Chordata, Lepidosauria, Squamata, Pythonidae.